ACCAUAGCCGAACGCAGCCCAGCAGUCCAUGGUCACAUGCUAGUCAAGCUGGAUCAGCUGACAUCACCUCGCUUCUGCUUUUGAUGCUCUUCCUCUUCCAUCGACUGGUUUGAUCGCCGGAUAGAUGCUGUUAGAGUGGAUGAUGAACGGACACGCCAUUCUCUAUACGGGGGUCACUUUGGCCUUCUGGAGUACUAUACUAAUCGUCGGCAUCUGUUAUACCAUAUUUGACCUUGGAUUCCGCUUUGAUGUGGCAUGGUUCCUGACAGAGACUUCCCCUUUCAUGUGGGCCAAUCUGGGCAUUGGUUUGGCCAUCUCUCUGUCUGUAGUGGGGGCUGCCUGGGGGAUCUACGUCACUGGUUCUAGCAUCAUUGGUGGGGGUGUCAAGGCUCCACGAAUCAAAACCAAAAAUUUGGUCAGUAUUAUCUUCUGCGAAGCUGUUGCCAUUUAUGGGAUCAUCAUGGCGAUUGUCAUCAGCAACAUGGCCGAGAACUUCAGUGGGACAACCCCAGAGACCAUUGGAGCACGAAAUUACCAAGCUGGUUAUUCCAUGUUUGGAGCUGGUCUGACUGUGGGCUUUUCCAACCUUUUCUGUGGCAUCUGUGUCGGGAUUGUGGGCAGCGGAGCAGCUUUGGCAGAUGCCCAGAAUCCCAGCCUCUUUGUUAAGAUCCUCAUUGUGGAAAUCUUUGGCAGUGCGAUUGGCCUGUUCGGCGUCAUUGUAGCCAUUUUGCAGACAUCAAAAGUAAAGAUGGGUGACUAGAAGUUUCAUUCACACGCUGAGAAAAGAGUAAACUGCAGGAUAAAUGAGAUGGCUUAUGUAAAUACAUAGUAAAUUAUUUAAAUGUCUAUUUGACUGGUAUUAUUUUUAACCAUCGUUCAUCCAAGAGUGGGUCAUGCUUGUACUGUUGUGUCUUGAGGGAAACAAAAAUUCUAAAUAAGGAACUAAAGAAAAGGUGAAAGUGCAUUUUGCCCCCUUUCUUUAUUCAUUGGAAAAUGUCAAUGGUAAACUUGACAACAGUUUAGCUUGAUGAGCAGUAGAAAUAUCUGAUGAGCUGCUAGGAUGCUGUGCUUGCAGCCAGGUUGGCACAUUUUUAUUACAAUUUUUUUGAUCCCUCUUGGUGAAUGGUAGUUGAAAAUCACACUGGAGUAUUUGAAAAUAUUGUGUGCGUGUGUGUGCACAUAUGUGUGUAUGUAUGCUGGACAUGUGAUUUUUGUUUUUUUUUCUUCUCAUGAAGCAUGGGGAUCUUUGUGGUGUUUCUAGCCUGGUCUGUCAAUUUUUGUUUUCUAUCUGCUAAUUAGCAAGCAGUCCUUAUUCCACAUAUUGGCUCACAUACAGUGUUCAUCAGGCCUCGUGAUGGUAAAGAAGAAUUGAUCAAAUUUUGACUGAAAGUAUUGAUCUAAAAAUAAUCACAAAGUAGUUGAGCAUGCUAUUUGAGAGGCCUACUUAAGUCUUAUUAGAACAACAGAUUUUCAUCCUGUUUUUCCCCCUCUGUUUCCCAAUGUGUUAAGAUGUCUACAUUUGAUACACUCAAACCUCUAUCUGGUUGAGUUUGUUUUUUUUUUUUUUUGUUUUUUUUUAUCCAAAUUGUGAUUUUUUUUUUGUUUUUUUUUGUUUUUUUUUGUUUUUUUUUGCUUUAAAGACAUUAGGUUUCAAGGAAACAAACAUGGCAUCGCAUGGAACUAAAAUAUCAAAGCCACUGCCUUUAUCAACCUUAUACCUUCAUAGAUGAGAAAGGAGAAGUAAAUUUUCUCCAAAGUACACUUUAUAGUAACGUCUGUACUGUCUCAUUGAGGUGGCUCACUGGGGACAAAAAUUGUAUGGAUGUGGUGGUCCAGUGACCUGGAUUUUAAGCAAUCUCAGCUGGUCUGCUGUAGCCUACUCCAUUACAUAAUCUACUUGAUGCACUCAGAAUUUUAAUAUCCCUAUGAAUCUU
This is a messenger RNA of Melanotaenia boesemani (Boeseman's rainbowfish), 1934 nucleotides long. RefSeq names its product ATPase H+ transporting V0 subunit b (gene atp6v0b). The transcript is spliced from 9 exons. Gene Ontology annotation, biological process: proton transmembrane transport. NCBI's taxonomy places the organism in Eukaryota, Metazoa, Chordata, Actinopteri, Atheriniformes, Melanotaeniidae. The record is from RefSeq and is a predicted model, not a curated record. Gene Ontology annotation, cellular component: proton-transporting V-type ATPase, V0 domain. Gene Ontology annotation, molecular function: proton-transporting ATPase activity, rotational mechanism. The coding region runs from base 125 to 760 and encodes 211 amino acids.